Archocentrus centrarchus (flier cichlid) is the source of this 1864-nucleotide messenger RNA. RefSeq lists its product as uncharacterized. The transcript is spliced from 5 exons. The coding region runs from base 731 to 1507 and encodes 258 amino acids. The record is from RefSeq and is a predicted model, not a curated record. Lineage: Eukaryota; Metazoa; Chordata; Actinopteri; Cichliformes; Cichlidae.
GACUAUUCCACCUUACCAGACAAAGCUGGCCCUGGUGAAGCAGGAACUAGGUCUUCACCUAAAGGAACACCUCCAUCUCCCCAGACAUCCACUCCUUUGGUAAAGAAAACCCCAGAGAAGACUCUACAGCUUCCCAGUCCUCCUGAAUAUGUGCUCUAUACAGAUGGUGAGCUGGAACUAGCUCGGAAACACUAUUUUGAGAUGGCCUGCACUGGUAGAGAGGGAGAAGCUGCCAUGUCCAAAGAGCUGAGAUGCAGGCUGGUGAGAAACACUGUCACCAGCAUGAUUUCAAUCUUGAGAGCAAAUCGACAAGGAGAGCAGUUACGAUACCCGUCCAAGUACGAUGUUACUGCCAUGGCUAAGAAACUAGUGGAGUAUUAUCCCAUGCUACAGGAUAACGACUUACCUGCCAAAUAUGUAUGUGAUUAAAUUUUUUUCACAUUUAUUUCAGACUUCUGAAAUUAUAUACGUGAUAUUACGUUUCUUUUUUUCUUUCAACAUCUUAUUCACCAUAGACGAGCAUGUACAGUUAUCUUCAGAAGAGGAUCCUGAAUAUUAAGUCCCCUCGAAAGAGGCAGGGUCCCACACCAGAGAGGGGCCAUUCAAAAAAAGGCGCCACAUUGAGUUCUCACCAAGUGACCAGGGAGAAGAUGAUGAUGCAGAUUCAAGUGUCGGAUCAACGAUUCUUUUGCCACCAGUGAGCAGUUCUGAUGGCGACAGUUCAGUCAACAUGGAUAGUCUAGCAACACAGGCCAGGCAUUACAAGACUCUGCAGGACCUGUAUAAGAAGCCAAAACCCAACCGAGAUGCUGUUUGCCAAAUUCUUGACCUUGAGUUUCAAUCAAGAAGAGCCUUCAUUGACAGUGAUGUUCUGAAAGAAGAAGAUAGGCCAACAAAGAUUCUAGAGGCAUAUCCAUGUUUCAAGGAGCUUCACAAUGUGAUGGAUGAGCUACGGCGGAUCCUGGAUAAGAACAACAACAAAUUCAUAACUGAAGUAAAGGCAAGAUGGGAGGACUUCUGCUCCAUGGUUCAGUUUUAUGGUCUUUGGAAGAAGGUGUUAAAGCCACCGAUGAACCAAAAUAGAGUGGAAUGCAACAUCGCCCUGUUUAGGGCGCUCCCCACACUCUUCCCCUCACCAACUGCGCCACCCAAGAAGCUGGGACAUGCCAGUGAGGCAUUGCUUCAUGUCCUUCAGCCAACAGAAGAUCCAGCCAUCUACCUUCAGAGGAGAUCUCUCUUCAGCCCUGUUUUGCUCUUUGAUGGGUCCCACUGUAUUAUGGCAAUUGGAACCACACCCAUCACCACAUUUGCUGAAGAAGACCUCCGUCAAGGUUUGCUGUAUCUGAUGGCAUACUACUACACCUUGCAUCUCACAUAUCCAAAGUGUGUGGCAACCCUUCUGUCUGUCAUUCAGACUGAAGUGUUAAAGGACAGUAUCCAUGAGCGAGACACCACAAGCUCAUACAAAAAAGCCAUGGCAGAGUGGAAGGCUUUUAUUCAGGAGUAGAGUUGUACAGGUACACGACUUUCAUGUCUGUGUUGGAAAGUUUUAACCUAACAUAAGAGCUGUAAAAAGACAUUUAAAUUCUUCAUUUUUGUUUAUCUAAUACAAACACAUCUUCUGUUCUUCAAAUGUUCUGCUUUAUAAUGUGAGUUUCAGUAGCUUUAAAUGUUGAUUAGAGUUAAUUAACUUUACCAGUUUUUAGUUGUAAUUGAAAGUUACUAUUAGUUCAAUGACACCAUGUAUAAUGUAUAGCAUUACUUGCAUUACAACCUCAACAUUACCAUUUCUGUGUGGGUUUGUUUUGCACAUUCAUGUGUGCAAUGCUGUAUACUAUUGUUGCUAUUUGGAGAAGCAAUUUAA